GAUGAUGGUGGGGUGUGACUUGUGUGUAUAUAAUUGAUAUCCGUAUUAUGAUAGGCCCUUUCCUCUUUUCCACCUUUGCUUUUCAAUUCUUUCUUCUUCCUUCUCUCAACUUUCUUUAUUUUCCCUCCUAGUUUAAUAGCUGGAUUUCUGACCCAAUUGUCUGCUUGAUCAUCAAACCCAUCACUUUCUUUCCCUUUGUUUUCUUUUCUAAUUAAACCGUAGUUUGCUUCCUACCCUUGAUCACUUCUUCAUAACCCUUCAAUUUAAUUCCUAGAAGAUCCAAGAAACCAAGAGAAAUAAGAUGACUCCGGCGGCUACACCCACAACUAACUACACCGUUGGCCAGUUUGGUGAUACAACUUACACUAAAGUUUUUGUUGGUGGGUUGGCUUGGGAAACCCAAAAAGAUACCAUGAAAGCUUACUUUGAACAGUUUGGUGAGAUCUUGGAAGCUGUUGUCAUCACUGAUAAGAACACAGGCAGAUCUAAAGGAUAUGGUUUUGUGACUUUCCGGGAAGCCGACGCGGCGAUGAGGGCUUGUGUCGAUGCGGCUCCCGUGAUCGAUGGUCGGAGGGCCAACUGCAAUCUUGCUUCUUUGGGUGUUCAACGAUCCAAACCCUCAACCCCUAACAAACUUGGUGGAGGAAGGACCAUUAGGUUAAUGGGUGGUUAUGGAGGAGUGUAUCAUCAUAAUCAUCAAGCUGGUGUUGCAGGUGGAAUGGGAACAACGGCCUUCCCUGCUGCUACAGCCUUCCCUCAUUAUGCCAUCCACCAAGGCAUCCCUUUUCCUGCUACCAAUCUAUAUGGAUACUCAACCUAUUCUCCAGAUUAUGCCUACCCAACAAGUUACUAUAAUGUAUAUGGAGGUACAAAUGGGCAGUAUCCAAUUUAUGGAGCGAGUGUUGGUGCAGCAAGUGGUAUGGUUGCAGCUGCGGGUGUAGCUGCAGCCGCUGCCUUCUACCCGUAUUUGAACAUGGCGGAAGGCGGCCAUGGAAGUUAUGCUACUGGUCAAAGUUAUGGUGUGUACCCACACCAUCUUUACCAAUAUGCGGCCAUGAAUUCUUCUGUAGGGUACCCACAACAGUAUGGUACCCCGAUCUCUCUCGCCGCCACAUCUCCGUUGCAACCUGCAGUUUGUUUCGCUGUGCCACAGGCGUAAACGUGGUUCUACAAUCGCCUGCUACUCAUCAUUAAGAGAUUCAAGAAUUGCAUUGAUCAAGCAUGCAUUCCCUUUCUGUUCAAAGAAUCUUUUUCGUCCGAAAAAAAUACCCGACCUUUGGUCCAACCAUGGUUAUCUCUUUUCUAUCACUUUCAUGGAGCCCUUGAUACGGUUAAUCAAGGCCAUCCAAGGCAUGGAAACAAACCCCCCAUAGGGGUUACCAUCAUCAUUUGAAGGACAUUUGUCUAUCUUUUCUUGAAAGGGAAGGUCCCCUACAGGAGAAGGACACCCACAAAGCAUAUGCAUGUGGUCUCACCAACUUAUGGAUUAAGUUAGGAGAGGUUUUAUAUAAGUUUUUGGCUUGUGGAAAUGGCCAAAAGAAAAAAAAAACUAAGACAUCAUAAUUUCAACUCAUUUUCUCUUGAACUAGGAGAAAUUGUAAAUGCUUAAGGUUUCAAAUUUCUAUGAAAGAUGUCUUUUUUUAUAUAAAUGCAUAUAGUUUAAUCAUGGGCAUUGGAAUAUGCCGUGAGUUUUGUUUUUCAAACAUUAACCCUAGUCUUAGAUUUUUUAAAAGCUUGACUAGCAUGUUUUUGUUAAAACGUUUUUCAUUUCAAUCAAAUUUUGUUUUUACAAAAUCUUCAUGUGUUCUGAGGCUAAGAACAUAUGAUGUUUCUUUUUUCAAUUCCACUGUAAAUUUACAUUGGCUAAACAAAGGGAGUUAUAGCCAUGUGACUAAAUAACAUUUAGGUAGAAUCAACUUUUUAGCUAGGUAUCAUGAGCUUCGUUAAUGGAAACGAAGCUCAAAUGCAUUAGAAAGUAAACCGAGAGUGAUAUUUUCAAUCUUUCAGUUUAUGUUCUCUUAACACAUUAACCAUGGUUAGGACUAAGGUCAACUCCCCCCCCCCCCCCCCAAUCUGUAUUUCGAUUUCAAAUUACUACUUUGAGAGAAAACUUGGCACUUUUUAUAAUAUGUAAUCAUGAUCUAAGAUUCUAAGAUUUGAACUUUGUAUUGUAACUAGGAAUUCAUGUUGCUUAAAUACAAGACUCAUUCUCAAUCAAUGGUGAUUGAGAUGAGCCUCUGCUUACUUCUUUUAUUUUCA
Molecule: messenger RNA, 2259 nt
Organism: Helianthus annuus (common sunflower)
Lineage: Eukaryota; Viridiplantae; Streptophyta; Magnoliopsida; Asterales; Asteraceae
Product: RNA-binding protein 24-B
Exons: 6
Coding region: 302-1159 (285 amino acids)
Molecular function (GO): RNA binding
Source: RefSeq, a predicted model, not a curated record